CAGUGAAAGUGAAACUUAGAUGAACUGGAAGCUUCGACAAACAACAACACUUCUGUUAAGAAUUAACGAGCAGCUCUGAUCUUCACUCACAGUCAUGGCAUCCUCCAGUGGUCCACUAAAUGAGGAGCUCCAGUGCUCCAUCUGUCUGGAUGUGUUCACUGACCCAGUCACCACUCCAUGUGGACACAACUUCUGCAGAACCUGCCUGAACAAGUGCUGGACAAACACACAGACCUGCUUCUGUCCAUUCUGUAAAGAAACAUUCAGCAGAAGACCUGAUCUCAAGAUUAAUACAACACUCAGAGAGGUUGUGCAACACUUUAAGGAGAAGCUCAAUCUAGGAAGAUCUGAGGUUUUUUGUGACUUCUGUGAUGAAAGAAAACAGAAAGCUGUGAAGUCCUGCCUGACAUGUCCGAGCUCUUACUGUGAGACUCACCUGGAGCCUCAUCACAGAGUCCCACGUCUAAAGAACCACAAACUGAUCAAUGCUGUGGAAAAUCUGGAGGAUUAUAUAUGCCAGAAACACCAGAGACCUCUGGAGCUGUUCUGCAGAGAUGAUCAGACGCGUGUGUGUCUGUCCUGCACUGAAGGAGACCACAGGAACCACAACACUGUUCCUAUAGAGGAGGAGAGUCAACAGAAGAAGAAUCAGCUGAUUCAGACACAGACAGACGUGCAGCAGAUGAUCCAGAACAGAACGAAGAAGAUUCAGGAGAUCCAGCACUCAGUAGAGAUGAGAAAGAGAAACACAGAGAAAGAGAAAUCAUACAGUGUUGAGCUCUUCACUGAUCUGAUCCGCUCCACUGAGAGAUGUCAGUCUGAGCUGCUGAAGAUGAUGGAGGAACAGCAGAAAGCAGCAGAGAAACAGGCUGAAGAUCUCAUUAAAGAGCUGCAGCAGGAAAUCACUGAUCUGAAGAGGAGAAACACUGAGCUGGAGCAGCUCUCACACACUGACGAUCAUCUGCACCUCAUACAGAUGUUCUCAUGCCUGUACAGUCGUCCACACGCCAAGAACUGGACUGAGAUCAGUGUUGACUCUGAUGUGGAUGUGCUCCCUAUGAACAGAGCUUUGCGUCAGUUUAAGAAAACUCUUGAUGAAACUCUAGAUGAAAAACUCAAUCAGUCUGAGUUGAAGUAUGUACAGAAGUUUGCAGUGGAUGUGACUCUGGAUCCUGAUACAGCGAAUCCAUAUCUCAUCCUGUCUGAUGAUGGAAAACAAGUCAGUAAUGGAGACAUUAAGCAGGACGUCCCAGAAAACCCAAACAGAUUUGACUCUUGUUCUUGUGUCCUGGCAAAGCAGGGUUUCAUUUCAGGGAGAUUUUACUAUGAGGUGCAGGUGAAGGGAAAGACUGAGUGGGAUUUAGGAGUGGCCAGAGAAUCCAUUAACAGGAGUGGGGAGGGUGACCUGAGUCCUGAGGAUGGAUACUGGUCUGUGAUUCUGAGGAAUGAGAAUGAAUAUGAUGCUUGUGAAAGUUCACUCGUCUCUUUAUCUCUGAAAGUGAAACCUGAGAUUGUGGGAGUGUUUGUGGAUUAUGAGGAGGGUUUGGUCUCUUUUUAUGAUGUGGGACACAGAUCUCAUAUCUACUCUUUCACUGGUCAGACUUUCAUUGACAAACUCUAUCCAUACUUUAGCCCAGACCUUAAAUAUGAAGGUAAAAACUCAAAGCCACUGAUCAUCACACCUGUUAAGAAAUAAACUGUCCUGAAGUGUGAGACAUGAAAUCUGGAAAGUUUAACUAUGCAAGGGCUGUUUUAAUGAUUAAAAUAUGUAAAUAAAAACCUACUAAGAUCCACAUAAUUAUUAUUAAUACUGAAAUAAAAUACAAAAAAUAAAAAUAUUGUAUCACAGACUGUGAGUGUGUGAAUAGCCUUUUUUGCGUGUAUAUAUAUAUAUAUAUUUUUUUUAGACUUGCGUGUGUUUGAGACUUUCCUGGCAGCGAACUCCUCCCAUGCAGGUCACUCGUACUCUUUAGCCAAUCAGAUUUGAGCCUGUCGAUCGACAAAUCAUAACCCACUGUGGGCGUGCCUACCUUACGUUACGUCAUCAGCACGAGUCCAUAGUUCCAGGUAUGAUUCAGCUGUUGAUUGUUUCAUUUAAGGUAACUAGCCUAGUAAAGGUGUAUUGUUUUAUAUUGCAUGCUUAAUUAAAUUUUGGAAGUAAAAUUGGUCGUUUAGACACACUCAUUAACGUGACCAGUGUAAGCCAGCAGCUGCUUAGUUCAGAGUGUAUUAUGUUUUAAUAUUUAUCGAUUGUUAUGUUUAUUUAAUAAAGAAUCAUUCACAUGGAUACCAUACUACAUUAAGAUAUUAAGAUCUGUCAGAGCAGAGCUUGUCUUGUGUCUCAAGUCCUCCAAUGACACGCAUUCAGCUGAUGUAAUAACAUGCACACAUUGUAAACCAUGUAUAUUUCAUUUAAGUUUGUUUAUGCUGCAGCCUGCAGAUAUUAUUUAUUUCAGAAUUGUGAGGCUGAUGAUGUACAAGUAGCUGCUGAGACACCCAUGACCGUGCGCCGCUCCUAAUUCAACCUCCGCCACAAAUUAUGAGGUGAUGUGAAUCUAAAAGUUUCAUUUGGAACUGUAACUCUUUCAAAACAGUCAUGUUGCAACCCAUCCAUUUUGACAGUUUCAACUGAUUUUUUAAGUCAUGCAUUAUUAUUACAUUUCUUUUAGAAUGGUACCCUUUGACUUUGUAUUUGAUAAGGCAUAAAGCUUUGUUAUUCAUUGUUAAAUGUUCUGGUUUUUGUCAGAAUUAAAACAUUCAA
Messenger RNA from Labeo rohita (rohu), 2761 nucleotides. RefSeq names its product E3 ubiquitin-protein ligase TRIM39-like. The transcript has 7 exons. The coding region runs from base 95 to 1696 and encodes 533 amino acids. Gene Ontology annotation, molecular function: protein binding; ubiquitin-protein transferase activity; zinc ion binding. NCBI's taxonomy places the organism in Eukaryota, Metazoa, Chordata, Actinopteri, Cypriniformes, Cyprinidae. Gene Ontology annotation, biological process: protein ubiquitination. The record is from RefSeq and is a predicted model, not a curated record.